GGGAGGUAAAAAAUACUCCGUGGGACAUAAAACUAAAGAGAUUAGCCUACAGCAUCAGUUAACACAUUUGUACAAAAAAAAAUCUGUUUUGGGCUCGUAUAGGUCGUACUUUGAUAAACAAGUGGGUCGUUACUUACAGCCCAAAAAAGGCAGAGGCGUUUUCACUAAAGAACUUUAGUUGGUAUUUCGUGAGUACGUAAAACGGGAAAAUGUCUGUACUAACCAAUGUUAAUAUAUUUUCAUAUUAACAUUGAUACUAACAUGGGUAGCCUAAAUUAUCCCGUAUUCUAAAGGUUGUCGUUGCUCUGCCACGUUUAUGAUGAGUUACAAAUGUCAAACGAGUAAAUUGACUUGCCUUUGGGAGUAGAUAAAAAUGGGUCAACUCCUGCCUAAAUUAGCCUACACGUGUGUGCCUCGUCGUAGACCCUUACCCAUACAGAUUCUAUUAGGGGACCAGCAUAAAAUAUUUCGUUUCAAUGUAUACUUAUAACAUAUUUUAAAAACAUUUUUUUUAUCCCGAAUAACCAUAGGAAUACGUUAUGCGGUCUGAACUAUAUAGUCAUUAUAACACAUAGGGUGUGUGAUUCCUCCAAGGGCCGUGGGGAAUAAACGAGCAAAUAAAGUUAGUUAACAAAGAUCCAAUACCAUCGUAUAUAUCGACACCACCGACAUGACACUCACAUCCACUUUGAACACAAGUAUGGUAAGAGCUCUUAUAUCUCGGCUUGUAUAAAGUGCAUGGUGGUAAAGUGGCAACAUUGAUACAUACAUGGGUUGGGCAUCAUGGACUCCAGCGAAAUGUCACCAACUUUGGACGAUAUUAAAGCAGCCAGGGAACGAAUUGUUCAUCACAUUGAAAAGACUCCGUUAAUAUCUUGCCGAAGUAUAAAUGAUGCGUGUGGAAGAAAAAUAUUUAUGAAAGCAGAGAAUUUUCAAAAAUCCGGAUCUUUUAAAGUGAGAGGGGCGUUUAAUGCUGUUUUAUCCGCCUUAGAGAAAGAUGGGGUGAAGUCGCUUGUCACACACAGUAGUGGCAACCAUGGCGUAGCUUUAGCAAAGGUCGGGAGAGUUCUUAAUAUACCAGUGACCGUUGUCAUGCCGAAAACUGCGCCACCUUUUAAACGAAAGUCGGCGACAUCGUUUGGUGCUGAAGUUAUUGAAUGCGAACCAACGCAUGCGGAGAGGGAACGAAAAUGUGAAGAAGUUCAACGCAACACUGAAGCUAUGUUUGUAUCCAGCAGCCAGGAUCUGAGAGUCAUCGCAGGUCAAGGGACUGUAGCGCUUGAGAUGCUGGAAAAACAACCGGACUUGGACGCCAUAGUUGUCCCUGUGGGUGGUGGGGGUUUGUUAAGUGGGGUGGCUACAGCUGCAAAGGCAAUUAAACCGUCCAUUCAAAUCUAUGGAGCUGAACCCGAGAUUGCGAACUCCUGUUACAAGUCCUUACGAAGCGGGCAACGAACCACGCUACAGGAAUACCCGAACACUAUAGCUGACGGUCUACGUACCAACAUCGGUAGCAUUACGUGGCCAAUUAUAAAACAAAAGGUUGAUGACUUAAUUUUGGUGACUGAAGACGAAAUUGCUUCAGCUAUGGCGCUGAUUUGGGAAAGAGCUAAAAUAGUCGUGGAGCCUUCAUCUGCGGUCGCGUUAGCUGCUGUGAAAAGCCAUUCAAAGGCGAAGGGAUUGGCGGGGAUAAGCAAAGUCGGCGUCGUACUAACAGGCGGCAAUGUAGGCUUUAGUAAUAUUUUUUAAUAUAUGGGCGUGAUAUUACAGCAGGGAUGGUGACGUAGCAUGGCUGUGCAAUAAACGGUCAGUGACGUAG
This is a messenger RNA of Ciona intestinalis (vase tunicate), 1819 nucleotides long. RefSeq names its product serine racemase-like. Gene Ontology annotation, biological process: D-serine biosynthetic process. Gene Ontology annotation, molecular function: serine racemase activity; L-serine ammonia-lyase activity; ATP binding. Lineage: Eukaryota; Metazoa; Chordata; Ascidiacea; Phlebobranchia; Cionidae. The record is from RefSeq and is a predicted model, not a curated record.